AAUAAAAAAUCAUAUACAAAUUGUCAGAGCCUUGAAAUAAAAUAAUAGAAACAAAAAUAUUACACAGAGGCUUUAAGUUGCAGAACUUCCAUGGUGUUUUCUGUUAUUAUAUUACAAUCUUUCUAAAGAUUCUGAGUAUCAAUAUCAAACUACAACAUCUUUUAGGGAAAAGUGAUAACAGCUGGGUUCUUUUUUUUCUUUUUUUCAUUUUUCUUUUUUUGAUUUGUAUGGUAGUGGUAUUGAGCUUUGAAGUUUCAUACCUUUUUCUUCUUCUAGUGGGGUCCUCUAUGCUCUGUAAAUGACAGCCUAAUCAACAGCCUGGAAAGGGAAGGGGGGGUUUGUAGCCGCACUAAAAAAACCUCACCUUGGCGGGUUUUCAUGGUGGGUUCGGGAAAUCUCAACUGGGUUUUCCUCUUUGCUUCAAACCCAUUCCACUCUUAUUAGCCAGAUUAUGUCCAUUUUUGUUUCUCUCAAGAGGCAUUGUGUUAUAGAUCUGAUAUUGCUGAAUUUCUGGGAUUCUUUGCAUGAGUUAUAGGCGAACUGGGUUGGGAUUGUUUUGUGGAGAAUAUUUGGGAAAUGUAAAUUCGGGUUUGUGAAUCUUUGUAAGCUGAUUGGUUUCUGAUUCUAUAAAUUCUUGUUAUCUUAGGUUUGGAAUCAGGCAUUCUUUUGUUUCGUUAGGCUUUUUAAGGAUCUGGGGUUAAUUAGAUAAUAGUGAAGAUGAAACUAGUGGAGUGGAUAGCUUUGGUUCUGGCUCUUGUUCUAGUUUUUUGUCAUGGAUCAUCUGCCUCUUUCACUCCUGUUGAUAACUACCUAAUUGCUUGUGGUUCUCCACGAAACGUCACCUUUCAAGGUCGAACUUUUGUUCCUGAUUCCGGUCAUUCUUCCCUUUUCGUAAAAAGUGGAAACUCUGUGGUUGCUAGCUCCAAUUCUUCUAGUGUCCCUUCUCCAUUAUAUCAAUCUGCUCGAAUUUUCACGGGCAUUGCUUCCUACAAAUUUGAAAUCAAGCAAGAAGGCAGGCAUUGGGUCCGGCUUUAUUUUUAUCCUCCUUCAAGCUGGAGUCAAAACUUGACCUCUGCCUCAAUAACUGUUGUUACUGAUGAUUUUGUGCUCUUGAACAACUUUACUUUCAAAAACUAUAAUGGUUCUUAUAUGUUCAAAGAGUACGCAAUCAACGUGACAUCGGAUGACUUGACUCUCAGCUUCAUUGUGUCAAACAAUUCAGUUACAUUCAUUAAUGCAAUUGAAGUUGUCUCUAUGCCAGACGGGGUGCUCCCUGACCAGGCGUUGGCUGUAAAUCCAUCUUCCCCUUUCAGUGGCCUUUCUGAACUUGCGUUCGAAACUGUUUACCGGUUGAAUAUGGGGGGUCCUCUGCUAACUGCUCAGAAUGAUACCCUUGGAAGAACUUGGGAGAAUGAUGCGAAAUACCUUCAUGUGAACAGUUCCGCGGUGAAUGUAUCAGUCAGUCCUUCAAGCAUAAAAUAUCCAGCUGCUGUGACUCCGGAAACAGCACCAAACUGGGUUUAUGCCACUGCUGAAACCAUGGGAGAAGCAAAUGUGCCCAGUGAAAACUUCAACAUAACUUGGGUCUUCACCGUCGAUCCAAAUUUCAUGUAUUUUGUUCGGGUGCAUUUCUGUGAUAUUGUAAGCAAGGCUCUGAAUAGUUUAGUUUUCAAUGUUUAUAUAAAUUCUGAUAAUGCACUUGGGAGUCUUGAUCUAUCUUCCAUUACCGGUGGCCUGGCUGUACCUUACUACAAAGAUUUCGUUUCCAACUCUUCAGCAGGUUCAGAUACGUUGACAGUUAGUGUUGGUCCGGAUACAGUGGCAGAUAUCACCGAUGCAAUUUUGAAUGGUUUGGAGGUUAUGAAGAUCAGCAACGAAGUUAAUAGCUUGGAUGGGUUUUCAUCUGUUAAGAAUCUCCAUCCUAGCUCACCUUCAAAGAACAACAAGAUAGUAAUCAUAGUGGGUUGUGUUGUGGGAUCCGUGGUUGCUGUGGCAUUAAUUGGUUUAUUUUAUUGUUGUUUGGCUGCCCGCAAGGCGAAGGAUACUAAUAAUAAUCAAGGUCAUCCAUGGCUUCCUUUGCCCUUAUAUGGUAACUCCCAGACUAUGACAAAAAUGUCCACAACUUCACAAAAGAGUGCAACAGGAAGCUGCAUCUCAUUAGCUUCUUCCAACCUUGGCCGGUUCUUCAUGUUCCAAGAAAUCCUAGAUGCAACCAACAAGUUUGAUGAGAGCCUACUUCUUGGGGUUGGUGGUUUUGGUAGAGUUUAUAAGGGAACACUUGAAGAUGGGACGAAGGUAGCUGUCAAAAGAGGAAACCCGAGAUCAGAGCAGGGUCUUGCUGAAUUUAGAACUGAGAUUGAAAUGCUAUCCAAGCUUCGCCAUCGCCACCUUGUGUCUCUCAUUGGCUAUUGUGAUGAAAGGUCAGAAAUGGUUCUUGUCUAUGAAUACAUGGCUAAUGGACCUCUCAGGAGCCAUUUGUAUGGAACUGAUCUACCGCCCUUAUCAUGGAAACAAAGGCUUGAAAUUUGUAUUGGGGCUGCAAGGGGACUUCAUUAUCUCCACACUGGUGCAGCUCAAAGCAUAAUUCAUCGGGAUGUGAAGACCACAAACAUUCUCUUGGAUGAGAAUUUUGUAGCCAAAGUUGCUGAUUUUGGCCUCUCAAAAACUGGUCCUGCUCUGGAUCAGACUCAUGUGAGUACAGCUGUUAAGGGUAGUUUUGGUUACCUGGAUCCUGAAUACUUUAGGAGGCAACAACUUACCGAGAAAUCGGAUGUGUAUUCCUUUGGAGUGGUUCUAAUGGAAGUUCUCUGCACAAGGCCAGCUUUAAAUCCUGUUCUUCCCCGGGAGCAAGUGAACAUAGCAGAAUGGGCUAUGACUUGGCAAAAGAAGGGCAUGCUAGAUCAAAUCAUGGACCAAAAUCUGGUGGGAAAGGUAAAUCCGGCUUCUCUUAAGAAAUUUGGAGAGACAGCUGAGAAGUGCCUUGCCGAGCAUGGUGUUGACCGGCCAUCAAUGGGGGAUGUCUUAUGGAAUCUAGAAUAUGCUCUUCAGCUAGAGGAGACCUCGUCUGCACUCAUGGAGCCCGAAGAUAACAGCACAAACCAUAUUCCAGGUAUCCAGUUGGCCACGAUCGAGCCAUUCGAUAACAGUGUGAGCAUGAUUGAUGCGGGGAACUCAUGCACAGAUGAUGAUGCUGAAGAUGCUGCAACAAGUGCUGUAUUCUCUCAGCUUGUAAAUCCUCGUGGAAGAUGAGAACUGAUGACUUUUUCUUAUCAAUGUUCUUUGGCCACUGGAUGCCCAUUAAAGAUGUUGGUGAUCCUGGCCUUGAGAGCGGUUGGAAAUAUUCCAAGGAAUGAAGGUGAUUUCUUUAAUCAUUAUUUUCUGCUCUUUUUUUUUUUUUAUAUCUUUUUUUUCAUUUACAUCAAUUUUCCGUCCAUAAAUUAUUUUGUAAUAUAGUUGUGAUGGGUGCCAAUUGUGAUCCAUCAGAAAGUGAAUGUGAGCUAUCAUAAAAGGAUUCUAUUGUUGUGUUGAUACAAGCCCGUUUGGGUUUCAACUUCCCAUGUGUUUUUACACGAUUAUGAAACACAGAUUUGUAUUGGCAUUAUAAUUUCUUUGAAAAUAAGUAUAGAAAAUAAAGCAGAGCUUGUCAUCUCUGAAGCCUAAUUAAUUUGCUCA
This is a messenger RNA of Ziziphus jujuba (common jujube), 3672 nucleotides long. RefSeq names its product receptor-like protein kinase THESEUS 1. Gene Ontology annotation, molecular function: ATP binding; transmembrane receptor protein tyrosine kinase activity. The record is from RefSeq and is a predicted model, not a curated record. Gene Ontology annotation, cellular component: plasma membrane; plasmodesma. The transcript has 2 exons. Bases 718 to 3249 code for a protein of 843 amino acids. Lineage: Eukaryota; Viridiplantae; Streptophyta; Magnoliopsida; Rosales; Rhamnaceae. Gene Ontology annotation, biological process: protein autophosphorylation.